AAGUGGGAGAACUGCCCGGCCACUCUCCUCGUCCCGCCCCGGCCGGGCCCGGCCUCCGCGCCUGCCAAUGGGCGGCAGGGGCGGGACUGGUCCCGGCUCCAUGGGGUCCCGAGGGAAGCUGUGCCCAGGGCACCCUGGCUUGUGAAGCGUCACCUGGCUAACCUGGAAUUGAAGCAGGACAACACCAGCCCCUCCUAGUCCUAACAAGGGCUCGCCUGCUGACUCUGCCCUCUUGGGAAAGAUGGGAAAGGGCUACAAGGUGGUGGUGUGUGGAAUGGCCUCGGUGGGAAAGACUGCGAUUUUGGAGCAGCUUCUCUAUGGAAAGCACACUAUUGGUUUAGAAGAGGGUGCCACAAUGGAAGAUGUGUAUUUGGCAUCGGUGGAAACAGACCGAGGUGUGAAGGAACAGUUACGGCUUUAUGACACCAGGGGUCUGCAGGAGGGCGUAGAAGUGCCAAAGCACUAUUUCUCUGUCGCUGAUGCCUUCGUUCUCGUGUAUGCUGUGACCAGCCUCGAAGCUUUCCAAAGAGUGGAACUGCUCAAAAAGGAGAUUGAUGUCUUUAGAGACAAAAAGGAGGUAACAGUUAUUGUCCUGGGAAACAAAACUGACCUCGUGGACCAAAGGCAAGUGGAAACAGAAGCAGCACAGCAAUGGGCAAGGGCUGAGAAAGUGAGACUGUGGGAAGUGACUGUAACAGAUCGGAAAACACUGCUUGAGCCCUUCACCUUCUUAGCUAGCAAACUCUCUCAGUCCCAGAACAAAUCAACAUUUCCCUUGCCUGGAAGGAAGAGCAAAGGGAAUAACUGUGAUAACUAAGCUACCUAAGCUGCCAGGUCACUGUCUAAGUCCUUUCUGUGCCAUGCUUCUCACAGUUUCACUUAAAGCAAUAAUCUCAUUCAGGAAUAAAAUCUGCAAGUUUA
This is a messenger RNA of Pezoporus occidentalis (night parrot), 921 nucleotides long. RefSeq names its product NFKB inhibitor interacting Ras like 1 (gene NKIRAS1). The record is from RefSeq and is a predicted model, not a curated record. Bases 242 to 817 code for a protein of 191 amino acids. Gene Ontology annotation, molecular function: GTP binding; GTPase activating protein binding; GTPase activity. The transcript has 5 exons. Gene Ontology annotation, biological process: Ral protein signal transduction; canonical NF-kappaB signal transduction. Lineage: Eukaryota; Metazoa; Chordata; Aves; Psittaciformes; Psittacidae.